Messenger RNA from Panthera uncia (snow leopard), 1676 nucleotides. It is a transcript of the gene FSAF1, whose product is annotated as chromosome D2 C1orf131 homolog. The record is from RefSeq and is a predicted model, not a curated record. Bases 95 to 961 code for a protein of 288 amino acids. The transcript is spliced from 7 exons. Lineage: Eukaryota; Metazoa; Chordata; Mammalia; Carnivora; Felidae.
CCCGCGACGCACGCGCGCGCGCUCAGCGCGUCAGAACUCGGAAGUGUGGGCGUCCGGGCGGGCUCUGGGCCGCACCGCGGUGGCAGACCCCGCGAUGGCCCAGGAUCGGGGAUCGGAGGCCCCAGCGCCUCCGGGUUCUCAGACACUUCUGGACGCCCUGCUCCGGAACCUCUACGACUUCGGGGAGACAGAAGAUGAGGCAGAACAGAAAAGGAUCAGAAAGAAGGGAGAAAACAAGAGGAGAGAUGUAGGGACUCCAGUGACCUUGGCAGCAGACCCAGCUCCUGUACCUGGUUCUCCCGUGAGAGGCCAAAGGAAGAGAGCCUCCAGCUUCUUCAAGGAACUCAGGGAAGAGCUGCAGGGUGUUCCUGCUGUGACCCCCACCAGCUCUCCUUCAGGACCAGACGCCCCUAGUGCUACGGCAUCUCCCUCAACACUGAGGAACAGCAGGGAGCGAGUACAAGUGAUAGAAUUUCACAGCAGAAAUAAAAAAAGGAAAGGGAAGCCGGAUCAAGAUGAGAACACACAGACCAAAACUAAUAUCCUUGGGAACGAUGUGGAUAGACAAGAAUUUAACUUAGAGAAGGCUCGCUUGGAAGUGCACCGGUUCGGGAUCACGGGUUACGGAAAAGGAAAGGAAAGAGUCCUGGAACGGGAACGUGCCAUAAUGCUGGGUGCUCAGCCUCCCAAAAAUAGUUAUGUGAAUUACAAGGUCUUGCAGGAGCAAAUCAAAGAAAAAAAGGCAGCAAAAGAAGAAGAAAAGAGAAUGGCCCAGGACACAGAUAUUUUCAAGAAAAAGAAGAGGAAAGGGCAGGAAGACAGGAGAGCCAAAAAGAAGAAAUCAGCUCCCAGUAUUUUGUCAAGUGGACGGAUUGGACAGGUUGGAAAAUUCAAAAAUGGGACACUGAUUCUGAGCCAGGUUGACAUCAAGAAAAUAAAUUCCUCCCGAGUGGCUAAGUGAAGUACUUCGUGACAUAGAGGAACUCUGUACUGGAACUGGACCCCUAUGAGACUUCUAGAUUAUUCUUAAUUUAUUUCAUAUUUUAGAGACUGCUUUUCUAUUUUAGGGGAAAACGUCAAGUAGAAAUAAUAAAAUUUGUACCGGUGAGGUGUGUGUGUUUUAUGGUGAUAAGCGUGCGGUGGGAAGGGCCAAUCGCACUGAGUAUAAUUAUAGCCAGCCUGUUGAAAAGGACAUUUAAUCCUGGCCAGCGAGAUUUAUGCUAGAUUGGCUCUGACUGGUGUUUUGUACCUCUGCAUGUAAUGAUUUUUUAUAAACUUCAUGAUUUACUGAUUUGUAAAUGCUGGUAAUUAGCUUUAAGUUGCCUUUUUUAAUUUUCUAAAAAUGGUGUCCUGUUACUUUGUCAUGAAAGAACCACGUGUGAUAAUUUGUCAGUUGUUUUUGUGGGAAAAGCAGUUUUGAUUUCUAGCCUACCCCGUGCGUGAAAUCUCUGUAAGAAGUUAUGUAAAUAGAACACAGCUUUUGUGGUAUAUGUGACUGUGACAGGUAACACAGCAGAGGAUUUUAACCACACCUACAUGUAAGCUAAUGUCCUCUCCAGAAUAAUCACCGUGGAUGGCUAAACAUAUUUUUUAAAUUAUAUUGCACUUACUGAAAGCGUCUGGAACUUCUCAAAGCUUGUGACCCAUUAAAAACAAAAAGUCUUCAAUGACAGUAA